CAUCAUAUGAAUGCUUCUAAAACUCGCAUUCCCAUUCCCAUUUCAUCCACUGUGUGUUUGUGUGUGAUUUCGCGAUUAACCGAUGGGAAGACGACCUCCAUGUUGUGACAAAUCACACGUCAAAAAAGGCCCGUGGACGGCUGAAGAAGACGCAAAGAUUCUUGCGUAUGUUGCCAAUCAUGGCAUUGGUAACUGGACGUUGGUUCCACAAAAAGCAGGUCUUAACAGAUGCGGGAAAAGUUGUAGGUUGAGAUGGACGAAUUAUCUAAGACCGGAUCUUAAACAUGAUAGCUUCACCCCUCAUGAAGAAGAACUCAUUUUGAGGUACCAUCAAGCUAUAGGUAGCAGGUGGUCUUUGAUAGCAAAGCAACUACCAGGAAGAACAGACAAUGAUGUUAAGAAUCACUGGAACACAAAACUCAAAAAGAAGCUUUCUAAAAUGGGGAUUGAUCCCAUCACUCAUAAACCGUUCGGUCAGCUUCUUUCCGAUUAUGGCAACAUCAACGAUAUCAUCCCACAAAACACACGACCUUCAGAUCAGCGACACCACGAACCCAUGGAUUUCUCACAGGCCGACAGUUCAUUAACAAUGAUGGACCCGUUGCAAGAACAACAACAGGCUAGAAUGAACUUGAUAACCGCUCAUUUUCAAGUCAUUAAUGAAGCAGCCUCAUCUUCUACGUCAUCACCCGAAUCUAAAGUUCAAGUGAAUUUACCAUCUUCUCCGUUCGUUUGGAGUGACUAUCUUGUUGGAGACCAAGAACAAGAGUGUACCAACGAGCUCGAUUCUGGGAUUUUACCAACUGGCGAAUACACGAGCGCUUGCAAUGGGUUGGGGCUAGAUCACAAGAAGAAAAACUUGGAUGAUGCUACUAGUACUACUUCUGCUUCUUUUGUGGAGUCGAUUUUAAACCAAGACCGUGAAAUGCAGUUCGACUACCCUCAGCUUUUGGAUGGAUAUUCUGAGUACUGAAUGAACCUUAUAUUUAUGAAAACAUUGGGUGCAAUGGUGAUUGUUCUAAUGGUUCUUUAUUUAUUAGUUUUUCGUUCUUUAUGUAAGCGCUAACUUAUGGCAUCUAUUGCUAUUGUUUAUUUCAUAUUUCUAAAUGGUAAAACUGUAAGUCGAAUGUUCAAGGAGUCGAAUUACAUUAAGGGGUGUUUGAAUGCG
This is a messenger RNA of Helianthus annuus (common sunflower), 1168 nucleotides long. RefSeq names its product transcription factor MYB35. The record is from RefSeq and is a predicted model, not a curated record. Lineage: Eukaryota; Viridiplantae; Streptophyta; Magnoliopsida; Asterales; Asteraceae. The coding region runs from base 83 to 973 and encodes 296 amino acids. The transcript is spliced from 3 exons.